AUGGACGCCUUUUCAGGAUACAAUCAGAUCUUCAUGCAUCCCGAUGAUCGCGAGAAGACGGCAUUCAUUACCGAUCGUGGCACCUAUUGCUAUAAAGUGAUGCCCUUCGGCCUGAAGAACGCCGGCGCCACUUAUCAACGAUUAGUGAACAAAAUGUUCGCGGACCAGCUCGGUAGAAGCAUGGAAGUCUAUAUCGACGACAUGCUAGUCAAAUCUGCCAAGGCACGAUCACGUCAAGCACCUCAGCGAAUGUUUCCGAAUCUUAGAGAAGGCAAACCCGAAGCAGAUCUCGGCGAUCCUCGACCUCCCAUCGCCGACAUCCUCCAAAGAAAUCCAAAGACUCACCGGACGUAUCGCCGCAUUGAACAGAUUCAUCUCGCGCUCAACCGACAAGUGUCUCCCCUUCUACCAAUUGCUUCGAUCAAACAAGAAGUUCGAGUGGGACAAAAAUGCGAAGACGCUUUCAAACAAUUGAAAGAGUAUCUCACUACCCCACCAAUUCUCGCAAAACCCGAAGAAGGCGAGACCCUACUCUUAUAUAUCGCAAUAUCAAGCACGGCGGUAAGCGGAGUCCUCGUCCGAGAAGAUCGAGGAGAGCAGCAGCCAGUCUUCUAUCCGGACGAGCGCCAAGUCACAAGUCUAGCCGACUUCAUCGUAGAAAUCCCACCAGAGCUCGCAACUCAAGAGGACGAGCAAAUCCUCAAAUGGACACUGCAUGUCGACGGAUCGUCCUCCAGGCAAGGAGCAGGCGUCGGCAUCCGCCUCGUCUCCCCGACAGGCGAGAUUCUCGAGCAAUCGAUCAAACUCGGUUUCCCAGCGUCCAACAACGAAGCCGAAUACGAAGCGAUUAUUGCCGGACUUCGUCUCGCCGAAGCAGUCGGAGCAGAACACGUUCGUGCGUUCUGUGACUCUCAGCUCGUCGCUAAACAAUUCAGCGGUGACUACGACACGAAAGACGAUCGCAUGGAUGCGUAUCUCAAACAAACGCAAAGACUUGCCAAAGCAUUCAAGACGUUCGAGUUGACAAAGAUCCCCCGUUCCGAGAAUUCCGAAGCCGACGCACUCGCAGCCUUGGCGUCAAAAACCGAAUCAGCACUGCGACGGGUCAUCCCGGUCGAAACCAUCGACGAACCAAGCAUCAAACUCCCCAAGGGAACCGUCGUCAUGGCAAUCUCGCAAGAAGAAGAAGAAGACGAAAACCUCACUGAUGACGAGUCAGCAGAACACAAAUCAUGGCAGGAUGAAAUCAGAAAUUACCUCAUCAACGACGCCGUGCCAGAGGAGCGAUGGGCGGCCCGCCGCCUCCGACGAAAAGCAGCUUACUACUUCUUACGCAACAACGAGCUUUUUCGCUGGAGCGCAAACAAAGUCAUCCUGCGAUGCUGCGACGAAGCACAAGCUAAGAGCAUCAUGGUCGAGACCCACGAGGGAGCAUCAGGAAACCACGCCGGCGGAAGAUCACUCGCUUUAAAAAUUAAGAAGAUCGGAUACUUCUGGCCAACGAUGAUCGGCGAUUGCAUAAACGUCGCCGCCAAAUGCGUCCCCUGCCAAAGAUACGCACCGGCGAUCAACGCCCCAACGCAAGCACUUCAAGCUGCGAUCCCGGCAUAUCCCUUUAUGCGCUGGGGAAUGGAUAUCGUCGGCCCCAUGCCACGCUCACGGCAAUGCGCUUACCUCUUGGUCGUCACCGACUACUUUACUAAGUGGGUAGAAGCAAAAGCGUACAAAAACCCAACGGCUCAUGACGUAAGAAACUUUGUGUGGCAGUAUAUCAUAUGCCGUCACGGUCUUCCUUAUGAGAUCGUCACGGACAACGGAGGACAAUUCGUCGCAGCAACUUUCCGAGAAUUUUGCGCAUCGUGGAACAUCAAGAUCACUUACUCCACGCCAAGAUAUCCUCAAGCUAAUGGACAAGCCGAGUCCACAAACAAAACUAUUGUUGAUGGAUUGAAAAAAAGGCUUGAAGGCUACCAAGGAGCUUGGGCGGACGAAUUGGAUGGAGUGCUCUGGUCGCAUCGAACCACCCCAGAACCGCAUCCGGGGAAACCCCAUUCUCUUUGUCGCACGGUUGCGAAGCACUAG
Molecule: messenger RNA, 2082 nt
Organism: Microthlaspi erraticum
Lineage: Eukaryota; Viridiplantae; Streptophyta; Magnoliopsida; Brassicales; Brassicaceae
Source: the annotation of a GenBank genome assembly